AUGGCGACAACCAAAACCGACGACGCGACGGCGGACCCUCACCGGCCUUCAUGGCUCGCCAAGAUCCACCCCUACUUCCGCGACCCCGGGCACGUCCUCGUGCUCAAGCUCGACGUCCUCCUGCUCUCGUGGGCCUUCGUCGCGGGCCUCAUGAAGGACAUGGACCAGUCGGCGACGACGGCGGCCUACGUCUCGGGCAUGCAGGAGGCCCUCUCGCUCUACGGCAACGAGCUCGUCGAGUUCACCACCUACUUCUCCAUCGGCUACGCCCUCUUCAUCGUGCCCUCCCAGCUCGUCCAGACCCGCGUGAGGCCCUCGCUGUGGCUGCCCUUCUGCGAGGUCGUCUGGGGCGCCAUCACCCUCGCCACCUUCGCCGCCCGCAACGCCCGCACCGUCUUCGUGCUGCGCUUCUUCCUCGGCGUCUUCGAGGCCACCUCGUGGCCCGGCAUCGUCAACCUCAUCUUCAACUGGUACACCCCGGCCGAGCUGGGCAAGCGCCUCGCCAUCUUCGGCGUCAGCAGCCAGGCCGGCAGCAUGUUCCUCGGCAUCCUGCAGGCCGCCCUCUACAAGAACCUCAACGGCGCCCACGGCCUCGAGGGCUGGCAGUGGCUGUUCGUCGUCUCUGGCGUCAUGACCAUCGUCUGGGGCCUGUACGGCUUCCUCGCCAUCCCCGACAGCCCCGUCACGACGCGCGCCCUCUGGCUCACCGGGCCCGAACGCGCCCUCGCCGCCUCGAGGAUGGCCCGCUCCGGCACCACCACGCAGGAGAUCGUCAAGGGCCGGGCGGCCCUGUGGUCGCGCGUGCGCGGCCUCUUCCUCUCCCCCGUCACGUACCUGUUCCUCGCCGCCUACCUGCAGUUCGCCUGGUCCCAGCGCGCCAACGCCUACUUCCUGCUCUACCUCAAGGGCCUCAAGGACGCCGCCACUGGCGAGGCGCUCUACUCGGUCUACACGGUCAACCUGAUCCCGCUCGGCGGCUACGCCAUCUCCAUCGUCGCCAACAUCUCGCUCAACGCCCUCAGCGACUGGAAGAACUGGCGCUGGCAGGUCGCCGUCGGCGCCGCCCUGCUGCAGCUCGUCGCCACCUCGGUCCUGGCCGCCUGGCCCGCCGGCCGCGCCGCCGUCAUGACCUUCUACUUCCUGACCUUCGCCACCGCGGCCUGGGGCUACGCCCUGCUCGCCUGGCUCGCCAUCAUCCUGCGCAAGGAGCCCGAGGCGCGCUCCGUCAUCGUCGGCGUCGCCGUCACCCUCGUCUACGUCGGCCACGCCACCAUCCCGCUGCGCGCGUGGCGGACGGCCGACGCGCCGCGGUACCCCGUCGGGUUCCCGCUUGCGGCCGCCUUCAGCGUCGGCAGCAUCGCCGCGAUCCUCGGCAUGCUGUGGUACGUGCGGAGGUACCCCGACAUCCUCGACUUCGGGCUCAACUGGAAGACCCUGAGGGAGGCCGGGGACAGCGUGGCGCAUCUCGAAAAGGUCGAGGUGGUCGAUAGCCAGGACGGGGCCGAGGGCGAGAAGAGGGAUGCGAGGGAGGCUGUCAAGACGGUUUCAUAA
This is a messenger RNA of Colletotrichum higginsianum IMI 349063, 1551 nucleotides long. Its product is annotated as Vitamin H transporter. Gene Ontology annotation, biological process: transmembrane transport. Gene Ontology annotation, molecular function: transmembrane transporter activity. NCBI's taxonomy places the organism in Eukaryota, Fungi, Ascomycota, Sordariomycetes, Glomerellales, Glomerellaceae. Gene Ontology annotation, cellular component: membrane. The transcript has a single exon. Bases 1 to 1551 code for a protein of 516 amino acids. The record is from RefSeq and is a predicted model, not a curated record.